AUGCCAGGUCCUCAGGAGUCAGAACCAGAAGUAAAGGCAGAUGGAGAGACUGCAUCUGACAGUGAGAACCGUGCGGAAGCUGCUCCCGUAGCAACCUCUGCAGACGAUACCCCAGAGGUCCUCAAUAGGGCCCUUUCCAACUUGUCUUCAAGAUGGAAGAACUGGUGGGUGAGAGGCAUCCUGACUUUGGCCAUGAUUGCAUUUUUCUUCAUCAUCAUUUACCUGGGACCAAUGGUUUUAAUGAUGAUUGUGAUGUGUGUUCAGAUAAAGUGUUUCCAGGAGAUUAUCACUAUUGGCUACAAUGUCUACCACUCCUAUGACCUACCUUGGUUCAGGACCCUCAGCUGGUACUUCUUAUUGUGUGUAAAUUAUUUCUUCUACGGUGAAACAGUGACGGAUUAUUUCUUCACUCUGGUCCAGCGAGAGGAGCCUUUGAGGAUUCUCAGCAAAUAUCACCGGUUCAUUUCCUUUACUCUCUACCUGAUAGGAUUCUGCAUGUUUGUAUUGAGUUUGGUCAAGAAGCAUUACCGUCUGCAGUUCUACAUGUUUGGCUGGACCCAUGUAACGCUACUGAUCGUUGUCACCCAGUCACAUCUCGUUAUCCACAACCUGUUUGAGGGAAUGAUCUGGUUCAUUGUCCCCAUUUCUUGCGUGAUCUGUAAUGACAUCAUGGCCUAUAUGUUUGGAUUCUUCUUUGGUCGGACCCCACUCAUCAAGCUAUCACCGAAGAAGACCUGGGAAGGCUUCAUUGGGGGCUUCUUUGCUACUGUGCUCUUUGGCCUUCUGCUGUCCUAUGUGAUGUCUGGAUACAGAUGCUUUGUCUGCCCUGUGGAGUACAACAAUGACACCAACAGCUUCACUGUGGACUGUGAGCCCUCGGACCUGUUUCGCUUACAUGAGUACAACAUUCCUGAGGUGAUCCAGUCGGUCAUUGGCUGGAAAAUCGUCCGGAUGUACCCUUUCCAGAUUCAUAGCAUUGCCCUCUCCACCUUUGCCUCACUCAUCGGCCCCUUUGGAGGAUUCUUUGCAAGUGGAUUCAAACGAGCCUUCAAAAUCAAAGACUUUGCCAAUACUAUUCCUGGCCACGGAGGCAUCAUGGAUCGCUUUGACUGUCAGUAUCUGAUGGCCACCUUUGUCAAUGUGUACAUUGCCAGUUUUAUCAGGGGCCCGAACCCAAGCAAGCUGAUUCAGCAGUUCAUGAACUUGCGGCCAGAACAGCAGCUCCACAUCUUCAGCACACUCAAGUCUCACCUGAUCGACAAGGGGAUGCUGACAGAUGCCACGGAGGACUAGUAGGGGCCCCGCAGGGCUGAGAGAGCAGGACUGAGCGAGGGAGCGGGCACCAAGGCCAGCCCAGCUGGUGUGACUGAAAUGAUGACAAGGCUUCAACUCACUGUCUUUUUUUUUUUAAUUUUUUCAAAGAGUGUUUUUUUAUCUGUGGGUUUUUAAAAAAAUUCUGUAUAUACAGUCUAUGUGCUUAUGAUUUGGGUUGUGAGUAAACUAUAGCUUUGAGUUGGAAAGAAGUCAUGGGGGUGAAACUAUUUGGGUUUUUUAAACAGAAGUUUUAAAAACCUGGGAGACAGUUUUGCCCAGGUACUUCUGGUCUCAUCAGUUGAAUUGGGCUCGAUCAGGGAGUGGCUGUUCAUGUGUUCUGACCCCGUCAGCGUCCCCCAUACCUGUACUACCCCUUCUCCACAGCAGAGAGGAGGUGCACGGCUUGGAUGUCUUUGCCAGGAGAGCUUUCACCAGAGCUACUCUGUAAUCCUGCCUGGAGCUCCAGGCGUCUGCCUGCUGUGGGCUGGAGGGACAAAGGCUUAUUCUCAGAUCAGCAUUCUGUCCACAUGAAAUCCUGUGGAACCUGAGCUCUGCUUUAUGAUAUGGGUUCACCUUACUUCAUCACAGACUGAAGUUUUCUCGAGAGAGAGCACGAAACAUUAUUUAUAAUAGUCUGGUAGAAAACACCACACUGUAAUAUUUCAAGUGUAUACAGUAGCAUGUACUGUAACCGAGUCCCUCCCCCCAUGUUUAGGCUCACAUGGCUCCUAGGGGGCAGUCCACUCACUGUCUUUUCAGGGACGAUGGUGUUCAUAUUUGUGCAGUGGACUGGCUGCUGCUGAAUCCUCUCUGGGGCUUGCCCGUUAGGCAGGGAGCAGAAGGCUUCUCGUUUGUGCCCCUUUGCCUGACUGACCACCCACGUAGCUGCUGUAUUGUAUAUAUAUUGCUCCAGAGGCAAAUGUGUAUUGUGUAUGUGUUUUAAAAAUCACUUAUUUCUUAGAGUGAUUUCAAUUGCCAAGACUUCUUCACUGAAAUCACAAAGUCCUGCUUAAAACUCUGGAAAACCCAACCCAAUUAGAGGUUUGACUAUUCUGAAGAUUAAAUGCACACUUUUUAUAUAAUGUGACCAGUUAAGUGUAGUUUGUGUUUUACGGGGGGACCUUAUUUUUAAAAAAACGACUGUGAUUUACUUUGUUUCUCUUCUUAAUUAUAGGGACGAGGGUGACUUUGGGAAGGGGGUACAGGAGAGAGAACUCGGUGCCCCAAUGUGUUCAGUUGUUCUGUGCCAUGGUUGUUCUCGUUGCCAAAUGAGCAUUGAUGGCUCGCUGUAGCACCUGGCGUGGUGCUAGUCUGUUUUGUUUCUGUUUAAAUCGGCCUUCCUGCCUCCCCAAGCUUACACGCGGCCCAGAUCCUGGGGUAGACCGCUUGAUGUUUCAGCUCACAGUCACUGCACGACCGUCCACAUGCAUACAGCAUUGACGUGGCCUCUCUCUGAACCUUCACUCCAUUUCAGCACGUGGCUCCUAUUCUUCAGUUCCGAGUCCCCUUUAAAAACAACAUGUGUUUUUGUCUUGCCUGGGCUUUCGUCCUGGCUGUGGACCGUGGGUGGUUCAUGACAAAUCCUUCUCUGGGUUCUUGUUUUCUGAGCUCUUCUAACUCCAGUCUUCCAUGAUCCUGGCUGAGUAAGGUCAUGUCAGCAGAGGCAGCUGUGGGUAAUGAGUGAUGUCUGGGCCCCCCAGAGCAAUUGUUUGCCAGUCUUUUCUAAAUAUUUAUCCUUCAGAUGAGGCAGUGUCUCAGCAAUGAAUUAAGGUGAUGAACCUGGUUUUCUUAUUGAAGAACGAACUUGGUCUCCUGAACUGGGACAGAAUGGCACCUCACUGUCUCAUGCUGCCCCCUGUGGGCACGGUGGGGUCCUUGCGAGCAGGCAUCUCAGUGGGAGCCCAGCAGUAGUCGAGUCACUCGUGAGCAGGGCUGCCUUGGGAUCAGGGUGCCUGGCACGUUGCUUUGUGGAAGUGGUUGCUGAUAGGACGUUGGAGGUCCUGCGGGUCCUGGGAAGCUGAAGGUGGUUGCUCACCAGAGCUGCCAGCAAGAAUGCCACGGGAUCAGCUGGGGUUUUUGUUUCUGGAGUUCUCCACAUUCUCUCUGGUGAGAUAGGAGGAGUUUCCGGGGGGCGGGGGGCAGUUUGGAAAGCAGCGACUAUGUAGCACAACAUUUUUCUUUCUCCCAUUUAUUGGUGAUAUUUCAUCAUUAAGAUAAGAUUCAAGAGACUAUUUUAACACAUAUCUGUGCAGAUUUUAAUGGAACAACUUACUUCAGAUCCAUUUUGUGUGUGUGUGAGAAAUAAAAUGUGACUGAAACUGUG
Messenger RNA from Myotis davidii, 3637 nucleotides. It is a transcript of the gene CDS2, whose product is annotated as CDP-diacylglycerol synthase 2. The record is from RefSeq and is a predicted model, not a curated record. The transcript is spliced from 13 exons. The coding region runs from base 1 to 1293 and encodes 430 amino acids. Gene Ontology annotation, cellular component: endoplasmic reticulum membrane. Gene Ontology annotation, molecular function: phosphatidate cytidylyltransferase activity. NCBI's taxonomy places the organism in Eukaryota, Metazoa, Chordata, Mammalia, Chiroptera, Vespertilionidae.